AUGGCUCCUGCUGCAUCUCGUUGUGUCCUGCGCGCCGCAGCGCUCACGGCCGCCGUCGCUGGGCUUUGGCUCGCGCAGGCCUUCGUGGCCGCCCCAGCACCGCACACCGCGCCAGCUCUUCGAGCUGCUGGGCCGCGUGCCACGGCGAGCACAGCCACCGCCCAGUCGGGAUCAGAGACCUCUGCCCUGGCUGCUAGUUGCCUCCUGGCGGGCGUCUCUGCCUCCCUCGUGCGCCGGUCCACAGCGCGCCGCGCGGAGGCGGACGAGAAGAAGCCCUUCAGCGUUUGGGAGCCGGACACCUACGGCAACAUCUCCAUGGACGACGUGAAGAAGUACGGUGCCGCCGGCACCCUCUCCUACGUCAUCACCGAGCUGAUCUUCUGGGCCGUUGCCUUCCCAACGGAGUGCAUCGUCUACCUGAACACGGCUGGCCACUGGCCUGACUUCAGCAAGCCCGAGGAGAGCGCGGCUGUCUUCGGCUUGGUCUUCGCAGCCUCCAACAUUGCCCGGCUUCUGCUGCCCAUCCGCUUCGGUGCGGCGCUGGCUAUGGCUCCAUGGGUUGACGAGAACAUCAUGCAGAAGUUCGGCAAGCAGGAGGCCAAAGAGGGGGCGUGA
This is a messenger RNA of Symbiodinium natans, 615 nucleotides long. NCBI's taxonomy places the organism in Eukaryota, Dinophyceae, Suessiales, Symbiodiniaceae. The record is from the annotation of a GenBank genome assembly.